GUCGCUAGGGAGGUUUCUCACGUUUUCUCUGGCAUCAUCUACCUGGAAAUGCCGGUAAAGAAAAUGCAAAAUAAAAAUCUGACUCGAGACUAGAGUGAUCGUGGCCGAAAAAGGAGGCGAGCACCUCUCACGGUGUCCGGCGGGUUUGCAUUUUCGCGUUGUCGUUCAGAUUCGGAAUAGAGGGCUGUUCUCUCUAAGGUUGAUGUCUUAGUAGAAGUGGACUUAUGGGGGAUAUUGUUGGCCAUUUAAAAGUGACUGUGGUGCAGGGAAAAAGGCUGGUAAUUCGGGAUUUCAAGAGCAGUGAUCCUUACGUUGUGGUCAAGCUGGGCAAUCAGACUGGGAAAACUAAAGUUAUCAACAGCUGCCUUAACCCUGUUUGGAACGAAGAGUUAACUUUCUCUGUCACAGAGCCCAUUGGAGUUCUAAAGUUGGAGGUGUUUGACAAAGACAGGUUUAAAGCGGAUGACAAGAUGGGAAGAGCAUACCUCAGUAUUCAGCCAAUAGCGUCAAUUGCAAGGCUCAGACCGAUCCUCCAAGUUUCAGCUGGGACGACAACAUUAAGGAAGAUGGUACCAGAUAGUGACAACUGCCUGGUCAGGGAAAGUUGUGUGAAUUGUGUAGAUGGCGAAAUUGUUCAAGACGUUUGGUUGAGGCUUUGUGACGUGGAGUCCGGAGAGAUUGAGUUGAAGAUCAAGUGGGUUGAUCUUCCUUCUACCGCUCCUAGUGAUGCUACUUCAAGUUAGGAUGAAGCAGGCUAAUUUGAAAGAAAAGAGCGUGUAGACAUGAAAUUAUGAAGGAAAAGGGCUGAGAUUGUCUGCUAAACUUCUAGCUAUGCGGGCGCGGGUUGCAACUGGACUUGGGUCUGACUUUUAAAAGGUAUUUGAUUGAAAGGAUGCUAUUAAUUUUGCUCAGUUAUGGAAUGUCAACCCACUUUGUAUUCAGUUUGUGCUUAUAUUCUAUCUAGUUAUGGAUUUGGAGUGUUUUAUCUUUUGGAUCA
Messenger RNA from Nelumbo nucifera (sacred lotus), 997 nucleotides. Its product is annotated as Calcium-dependent lipid-binding (CaLB domain) family protein. NCBI's taxonomy places the organism in Eukaryota, Viridiplantae, Streptophyta, Magnoliopsida, Proteales, Nelumbonaceae. The record is from RefSeq and is a predicted model, not a curated record.